CACAAUGCAGCUACAGCGACGAUUUUGUCUUUUACUUGUUGGGGCGGCCUGUCUAGUGCUGCUGGUGUCACUGCACGUGGAUGUGGUUCAAACGGCAUCGAUUUAUGCGCCGGAUUUCAACGACAGCAGUGCCCACUUCCUCGAUCAACAGCGAUCCUGUCGCGAUCUGUGCAGCUUCUGCCCAACGUGCAAUGGGUUCUACUGUGGGGAGGAGUGUAUCUGCGAGUGCAGUCAGGAUCCGACAGAGCACGCUAAGUGUAUCGACAAAAUCAAGGCCAACAGUGAACAGCUUGGCCUGGAGUACGAUCUGUUCAUCCAGCCGCCACAGAAACGAUCUACCCGUACCCGAUUCGGGCGGCGGGUUAAAACCACACCGGCCGAAACGAACGACAGUGGAAAGCUGUCCGGUUUUCACAAGAUUCUGUUCUCAAACUUUGCAACGGCUAAGAAGGUCACCGUGCCGGAACAGCCCCAGCAGGAGGCCAUCGGUAGUACGGUGAUGGAAGUGGCAUCGAGCGAUACGGCCGUCCAGGAGGAUCGGAUCGGCAAAGAUCCGCUGGAAAAGUCCGAAGUUGUGGAGCUUUUGUUCAACUGA
This is a messenger RNA of Anopheles gambiae (African malaria mosquito), 595 nucleotides long. RefSeq lists its product as uncharacterized. Bases 5 to 595 code for a protein of 196 amino acids. The record is from RefSeq and is a predicted model, not a curated record. NCBI's taxonomy places the organism in Eukaryota, Metazoa, Arthropoda, Insecta, Diptera, Culicidae. The transcript is spliced from 3 exons.